Messenger RNA from Ruditapes philippinarum (Manila clam), 1465 nucleotides. Its product is annotated as C-type lectin domain family 4 member E-like. The coding region runs from base 119 to 838 and encodes 239 amino acids. Gene Ontology annotation, cellular component: external side of plasma membrane. Gene Ontology annotation, biological process: biological process involved in interspecies interaction between organisms. Gene Ontology annotation, molecular function: carbohydrate binding. The transcript is spliced from 4 exons. The record is from RefSeq and is a predicted model, not a curated record. NCBI's taxonomy places the organism in Eukaryota, Metazoa, Mollusca, Bivalvia, Venerida, Veneridae.
UUGCUCUGCUCCGAGCUGCUGCCAGCUUUCACAACAUUACAUAUAUAACCUUUAUUCAGAAGAUUUUUAAAUUGUGAAUAAAUUCAUUGAUAUAAAAGAACAUAUAUUUUUUCGUAACAUGGAUAAGAUAGUCUUAGCUUUGAUGUUUCUUUUCAUUACUCGUCAAGUUAUUGGAAUUCAAACUUCGACGUGGACGUCAUUGCGUGCGUUGACGUCACUUAACGGGAAAGUAUGCCAAGAUGUAGAAAUUGCUUACAGUGAAACAGUGCAAAGUGGAAUACAUUGUAUUCUCAGGUGUGUAAAUCAUAUCACGUGCGAGAGCUUAUUUUAUGUGCCGGGGACUAAGACGUGUACGGGAUGCACUGUGAGCUAUGAUUUUCUUAACUACCCAGCAGGUCAAAUACCAGGAUCUCUCUACUACCUUUACAGCAGCUCGAGCGUUUGUCCUGAUGGCUGGACAGAACUUGGAAGUUCUUGUUAUAAUAUAACAAACGAAAUGAUGAAUUUUCAGUCAGGAGUGCAAACAUGUCAGUCGUUAAAUGCACACGUUGUCAUAAUUAACAGCAUAGAGGAAAACGACAAUCUGAAGGCCAUGAUUCGUUCAAUAUCUUACCCAGGUGUUUAUGGAUUUUAUACAGCGUUUACCGACGAGGAGGUUGAAGGCACUUGGGUCGCAUACGGUACUAGUAUUCAAAUGCCGUUUGUUGAUUGGGUUGAAGGGGAGCCUAAUAGAGGCAGUCUCGAAAACUGCAUGGCGUUCGCGUUACCAUAUCACCUGAAGUGGGUAAAUCUGGACUGCACACAACUACAUCGUGUCAUCUGUGAAAGAGACCUUUAAACAUAAAAACUGUCUUGUUUGAAAAACAUUGCAUAAACUUCCGUAAAAGCUUGAUUUUGUGAUUAUUUUUAUAAUCAUUAUCCUGAAAAAAAUAUAUCUAGCUUUGAAUACAAGUAAAGUGCCUUGUUAUAAAUUGUUUAAAUUGUCAAAACUGAUUUCAAAUAAUGUACGGACGUUAACAUUUAUAUACUUCAGAGGUUUUGGUCUGUGCAGAUUGCCGAAUAUAAUAUUAUUCCCAUUCGAUUUUGCAUAACAACCAAACACAUUGUAAAACUGUCUAUAGCGAUAGAAAAAAGUUAACAAUAUAAAACCUUAUCAACUUAACUUAUCUUUUUUGAGACACUCACCUUUGUAGGUUCGAAUCCUGUCAGGGACUUAGGGAGGAAGAUAUCCAGGAAGCUAACGGAAUGUUGGUGGUUCUUCUCGGAUGCCUGCUCGUGCCUAAAAUAAUGCACGGGUAAUUAUGCUCAUUUGGCCACAUGUUCGCAAAGAAAAGAUAAUUAUCAAAUGAUUCCUGUUGCAUGAAACUUACAUUGAUGGUAUAUGCACGUUAUGCAAUAAAUGCUGAUGACUUGGAAGAAGGAAACAAACUUAUUUUACGAAAGAAAAAUAGGAAUUUACAUCAAU